UCACCUCCAAUCUCCAUCUCCCUCUUUUUUGUAUUAUUCUCCAUUGGCGUGGGAGUCUAAUCUGCUGUGUCUUGAAUCAUUCUCUUACUUCCUCGUAUACCCUCCACAUAACAAUACACAACAAUGGCUCCUAGAGUGAUUGUCGUAGGCGGUGGCCUCUCUGGUCUUUCUGCUGCGCACACCAUCUACCUGGCUGGCGGCAACGUCGUUGUCCUUGACAAGCAGGGCUUCUUUGGUGGAAACUCUACCAAGGCUACUUCCGGUAUCAACGGUGCUCUCACAAGAACGCAAGUCGACACUGGCAUUCCCGACAGCGUCAAGCAGUUCUACGACGACACCCUCAAGUCUGCCCGUGACAAGGCCCGUCCCGACCUCAUCAAGGUCCUUACCUACAAGUCCGCUGCUGCCGUCGAGUGGCUUCAGGAUGAGUUCAACCUCGAUCUCACUCUCGUCUCUCGUCUUGGUGGACACUCCCAGCCCCGAACCCACCGAGGACACGAUGCCAAGUUCCCCGGUAUGGCCAUCACCUACGCCCUGAUGCAGCGCCUCGAGGAGCUUGCCGAGAGCGAGCCCGGCCGCGUCGAGAUUGUCAAGAAGGCUCGUGUCACCGAGCUCAACAAGGAGGGCAACAAGGUCACUGGUGUCAAGUACGAGCACAACGGUGAGAUCGUCUCCAUCGAUGGUCCCGUCGUCCUCGCUACUGGUGGCUACGCCGCUGAUUUCUCCGACUCUUCUCUGCUCAAGAAGCACCGUCCCGAUACCUACGGCCUUGCCACCACAAACGGCACACACGCCACUGGUGACGGUCAGAAGAUGGUCAUGGCCAUCGGUGGUAAUGGUAUCGAUAUGGACAAGGUCCAGGUCCACCCCACAGGUCUCGUCGACCCCAAGGACCCCGGCUCCAAGUGGAAGUUCCUCGCUGCCGAGGCUCUCCGUGGUGAGGGUGGUCUCCUGCUCAACGCCGAUGGUGACCGAUUCUGUGAUGAGCUUGGUCACCGUGACUACGUCUCCGGCAUGAUGUGGGAGGAGAAGAAGAAGAACAAGUUCCCCAUCCGGCUUAUCCUCAACUCCAAGGCCUCCAAGGUCCUUGACUUCCACACCCGCCACUACUCUGGCCGUGGUCUCAUGAAGAAGAUGACCGGCAAGGAGCUUGCCAAGGAGAUUGGCUGCACCCCUGAGCACCUCCAGAAGACCUUCUCUACCUACAACGAUAUUGCCGACGGCAAGCAGAAGGACCCUUGGGGCAAGAAGUUCUUCCACAACCUGCCUGUCAACGUUGACGAUGACUUCCACGUUGCCGUCAUGGAGCCCGUUCUCCACUUCACCAUGGGUGGUAUUGAGAUCAACGACAAGGCUCAGGUCCUCAACCAGGAGAAGCAGCCCUUUGAGGGUCUCUACGCCUGUGGUGAGUUGGCCGGUGGUGUCCACGGUGCUAACCGUCUUGGUGGCUCUUCUCUUCUUGGCUGUGUCGUCUACGGUCGCGUUGCUGGUGACACUGCCAGCAACUACCUCUUCCAGAACGCUCUUAAGGGUGGUGCCGGCAGCGCCGCUGAGCGUGUUGGUCAAAUUUCUCUGCACCUCGACCCUUCAAUCCCCAACCAGGUGACUGUCUCUUGGGGUGCCCCCGGCGCCGCUUCCGGUUCCGGAGCUCCUUCAAAGGUCGACGAGCACGCCAGCGUUGCCGCCGGUCCCAACCCCGUCAAGGAGGACGGUGCCAAGGCUGCUAAGCCCAACGACCCCAAGGCCUUCAAGGUGCCCGAGAAGGAGUACACCAUGGAGGAGAUCGCCGAGCACAACACCAAGGACAACGUCUGGGUCGUCGUCAAGGGUGUCGUCCUGGACCUGAGCGACUGGCUCGAGGAGCACCCCGGCGGCGUGCAGGCCAUCCUCAACUUCAUGGGCCGCGACGCGACCGAAGAGUUUGAGAUGUUGCACGACGACGAGGUCAUCCCCAAGUACGCGCCUCAGCAGGUCAUCGGCCGCGUCAAGGGCCAGGAGGUUACUCUCGAGCCUUAGAGGUUAUGUGGAGACACUUGAUGUAACGACGGUGACGCGGCAAACAAAAGAACAAGCCGACAUGAACUUUUUACAGUUGUUGUGUGUUUUUGUGCGAGUUAAUCCUCAUGGCCGAAAAAGGGAUUUUUGGCAAAUUAGGCGUCCAGGAACUUUUUUUGUAUUGUAUCGAUAGGCGGGAUGCAUGCAGCUUGGUUGCAAUCUAGUUUAUACAAUUUAUUUAUGGAAGAUAUUUACACUACCAUUUACACGAAUUA
This is a messenger RNA of Fusarium graminearum PH-1, 2270 nucleotides long. RefSeq lists its product as uncharacterized. Gene Ontology annotation, molecular function: FMN binding; oxidoreductase activity. The record is from RefSeq and is a predicted model, not a curated record. NCBI's taxonomy places the organism in Eukaryota, Fungi, Ascomycota, Sordariomycetes, Hypocreales, Nectriaceae. The transcript has 4 exons. The coding region runs from base 124 to 2016 and encodes 630 amino acids.